AUGUUUCUAAUAUCAAAACCACGAAUAAAUACAGACAUCUAUUUAUCACAUUAUGGAGUAUUUAAUAUCACUUGUAUGUACAAAGUUGUUGGAGAAUCUCUGGAAAGUUGUGAUCAGUACGUUACACAGCCAGUAGAAACCAAUCAUCUUCGUCCUUAUAUUGGAACAUUUUUACCAAAAGAAAUGAAUUUGAGCGAGGCUAACGGUCAAGGAGCGAAUCUUGUUUAUCUUUCAAUAGAUGUCGGAAAUUAUUACACUUUCAGGAACGAUAUCGAUGUUGUGGAUCGUCCUACUCGCGCUCUUCAGAGAAUGAUGGUAAUGCAGGUGUUAGAUUCAGUCUAUCAUAACAGUAGCUAUUACUCCACAAAACUUUAUCGUACAAGAGGAAGUAGAACAAAGGCACAGUACUCAAAUUUUUUUGCUUACUAUACUGCUAUUGUAGCUUUCUAUGCAUUUUUAUUUGGAGUUGAUUUAAUCUCUCCAUGGGGUUCCGUGCAUAACGGAUGCUGUGGAUUCAAAAAACUUAAAAGGAGAACAGAAGAAAGCCUUUUACCACUUGUGAAUGAUGACACAGGAAAACACGAGGAUAAUUUAGAACUCCCACAAAAAGUUGAACAUUUGAAAAAAUUUGAAUUCUUCCUUAAAGAUUAUAUCGUUGACACUUCAUUACUAGAAUCCAUUAAGCAACAAUCAAGUCAAAGGCAGGAGCAGCAGGAACAAGAAGAGCCACUACAAUACCAUAACAACACGAGCAUGACAAGUCAAAAUGGAUAA
This is a messenger RNA of Entrophospora candida, 774 nucleotides long. NCBI's taxonomy places the organism in Eukaryota, Fungi, Glomeromycota, Glomeromycetes, Entrophosporales, Entrophosporaceae. The record is from the annotation of a GenBank genome assembly.